Molecule: messenger RNA, 1626 nt
Organism: Lipotes vexillifer (Yangtze River dolphin)
Lineage: Eukaryota; Metazoa; Chordata; Mammalia; Artiodactyla; Lipotidae
Gene: FANCE
Product: FA complementation group E
Exons: 10
Coding region: 1-1626 (541 amino acids)
Biological process (GO): interstrand cross-link repair
Cellular component (GO): Fanconi anaemia nuclear complex
Source: RefSeq, a predicted model, not a curated record
AUGGAGGCCCCGGAGGCGGCACCCGCUCAGGCUGAGGACGCGGAGCCGGCGCCCUGGGCGCACCUAGAGGCCCCCGCCCGCCUCCUGCUGCAGACACUGCAGGCGGGGCCCGACGGGGCGCGGCGCGGCUUGGGGGUGCUGCGGGCUCUGAGCGGCCGCGGCGGGGAGCCCUUCGGCUGGGACCGCGUCUUCGAGGCGCUGUGCCGGGAGGAGCCAGUCGUGGAGGGCCCGGACUGUCGCCUGGAGCUGAAACCACUGCUGCUGCGAUUGCCCCCAUUAUGCCAGAGGAACCUGAUGUCCCUACUGAUGGCUGUUUGGCCGUCGCUGCCUGAAAGCAGUCUCCACCCUGUGCUGCAGAUUGUGCAGCAGGAUCCAAGCCCCGACCCUGAUCCCUGGCUCCGGGCCCUUGGGGAAUUUCUGCGAAGGGAUCUGGGUGUUGGGGUUUCCACUGAGGGAGCGUCCCCACUGUCUAAAAGGUGCCAGAGACAGCUCCGAGGCCUGUGUAGGCAGCUGGGCCAAGGGGGCAGGAAGUUGAAGUUGCCCCAGGCUCCAGAUCCCAAAGGGACAGAACAGGAGGAGGACAAGGACUCCCAGCGGCCUGGGAAACGCAGAAAGGAAGCGGAGGAAGAGCCUGCCAGUCCUGAGGGGGAGAGGGCCCCCAAAAGGCUCCGGUGUUUGGAAAAGGAAGAAGAAGAAAGUCAUGAGGAAAACAGACCUGAACAUGAAUCUUUGGAAUCCCUGGCCAAUGGAGGAGGUGCAUCGUCCAUUAAGAACCAGCCUGUUUUGGGGGCUAAGCCCAGUGAGGCUGGUCAGAGUCUAGAGGAUGCUAAGGGCCUACCUGAGAGUUUGGAGUUGCCCAGAGCUAUCCAGGAACAAGUUCCCAGGCUGCAGCAGCUGCUCAAGACCCUCGGGAAGGGGUUGGAAAGGCUGGAGGGCACCCCACCAGUUGAGCUGCAGCUUCUCCACGAAUGCAGUCCUGGCCAGGUGGACCUGGUGUGUGCCCAGCUGCAGCUCCCGCAGCUCUCGGACACAGGUCUCCUGCAGCUCUGCACCUGGCUGCUGGCCCUUUCACCAGACCUCAGCCUCAGCAAUGCUACUGUGCUGACCAGGAGCCUCUUCCUUGGACGGAUUCUCUCCCUGACUUCCUCAGCCUCCCGCUUGCUCACAACUGCCCUGACCUCCUUCUGUACUAAGUACACCUAUGCCGUCUGCAGAGCCCUCCUUGGCCCUGUGCUCCAAGCCCCAGGAACAGGUCCAGCUCAAACAGAGUUACUGUGUUGCCUUACAAAGGACGAGGCCCUGGAGCCGGACAUGCAGGCUCUAAUGCUGGGACAGAUCUUGGAGCUGCCCUGGAAGGAAGAGACUUUCUUGGUGUUGCAGUCACUCCUGGAGCGGCAGGUGGAGAUGCCCUCUGAGAAGUUCAGUGUGUUGAUGGAGAAACUCUGUAAAGAGGGGCCAGCAGCCACCACGUCCAUGGCCUAUGCCAAGCUCACGCUGACAGUGGUAACCAAGUAUCGGGCCAAUAUCAGUGAGCCCCAGAGGCUAGGCCUGGCUGCAGCUCUGGAGCUCAAUACCACUUUCCUGAAGAAGUCCCUGCAGGCUGCCCUGAGACAUCUGGCCCCCUGA